GGAUAAGGAAAGGAGAGGUGAAGGCAAACUGCCAACGUACUUCCCCCUAUCAUUACUCAAGACAAGCGAGGUCAACGUCCUGUCUAGAUAGGCAAUGAAAAUUCAGGAGCCAUUGUACGUAUAUACAUACAUGUACAUACACAAUUACCCGUUCGCUGGGAUAUGUACUGCAGGGCUCAUCUAGAUUAACCCUCUCUAUUUAAUUUUCCGUUUUGAGGGUUCCAUCUCGAAAAAAUCGACCCCUCAUCGCGAUUUUUUACCCCUGUGAGCUGCCAUUCCCCACCAGUUGCCCAAAGUCUAAUGGGAUGAUGGCUGGGCGCGAAUUUUAUCUCUUUUCGCCCUUUUUCCCCCUUCUUUUUUAGCGAGAAGUCGUCGGGAAAAAUAUAGAGAAUGUGUUCAUCUGUGCGGCCCCCAAACCCUUGUUAUUCGACCCUUGACAAAUGCGGACAGGACAGUAUGAAUCCCCACCAUUGGCUGCAAAAGAAACACCGAAAAGCUGUUUUUAUGAGUCUAAACUCCCAAACGAAGACCCCUCAUCCUUCCUCUUGGCGGAGUGGCUCACGGACGAUAGUUACCCGACAUCACAUCAUCAAGAUGGGAGCGCGCGUUGGCCGGAACAAUAUGCACUCCUCAAUUAGGUCCCCCGGAACCGGCUCCUCCCCGACCAUGUUAUGUACUGUGCGUAUACAAUCCUUGACUGAACAUUCUGUUAGUUCGUUAUAUGGUUUCCCUCUUCC
Blastomyces dermatitidis ER-3 is the source of this 737-nucleotide messenger RNA. RefSeq lists its product as uncharacterized. Bases 441 to 638 code for a protein of 65 amino acids. The record is from RefSeq and is a predicted model, not a curated record. Lineage: Eukaryota; Fungi; Ascomycota; Eurotiomycetes; Onygenales; Ajellomycetaceae. The transcript is spliced from 2 exons.